This is a messenger RNA of Gracilinanus agilis (Agile Gracile Mouse Opossum), 1426 nucleotides long. RefSeq names its product uroporphyrinogen III synthase (gene UROS). The coding region runs from base 418 to 1176 and encodes 252 amino acids. The transcript is spliced from 10 exons. Gene Ontology annotation, biological process: uroporphyrinogen III biosynthetic process. The record is from RefSeq and is a predicted model, not a curated record. Gene Ontology annotation, molecular function: uroporphyrinogen-III synthase activity. Lineage: Eukaryota; Metazoa; Chordata; Mammalia; Didelphimorphia; Didelphidae.
CUUGGGGUUACUGUUGGGAAAGCUCCGAGGUCCUGUGGCCUGACGUCAUGGUUCCGGGUCAGUGCCCUCGUCUCCCUGGGCUGUUCAGGAUCACUCCAGUACGCCCAGGACCGCGUCUCAAGUGCGUGGUCCAAGCGCCCCCAAUCGAGGCCCAGGGCAGGUGGCCCGGUGAUCCGGGGCACGUCACCCAAGGCCAGGACGGGGGUCAGCCUGGUCUACGGAAUCCAAAGCCUGUGAGGCAUCCCCAGGGCUGCAGGGUCAGAGGUUACUGCACUGAGCCCUCCUGCCAAACCGGCCCCAGAGUAACGCCAGUCCGUCCCAUUCACAGGUGCCCAUGAAGCCUGGGAAGGCCUGUGCCAUCUGCCUCAGUGAGCUGUGGACCCCCAGGAGUCAUUCCAAGGGGCUGACCAGUAAACCAUGAAGGUUCUGUUACUGAAAGAGCCAAAGGAUGACGGCUCCGGCCAAGAUCCCUACAUUCAGGAAUUGGGAUCCUGUGGAUUUGAAGCCACUUUGAUCCCCGUUUUAUCGUUUGAGUUUCUGUCUCUGCAGAGUUUCUCUGAGAAGCUGUCGCAUCCAGAGGCUUACGGGGGGCUCAUCUUCACCAGUCCUCGUGCCGUGGAAGCCGUGGAACUUUGCCUGGAGAAGGCCGGCCAGCUUCCAGUCUGGAAAAAGUCUCUGAAAGAAAAAUGGCUCGCCAAGCCGGCGUACGUGGUCGGCCAAGCCACGGCAUCCCUUGUGAGAAAACUUGGCCUGGCUACAGAAGGAGAAAAAUGUGGAAACGGAGAAGAGCCAGGGACGUUGCCCCUUCUGUUUCCUUGUGGGACCCUCAAAGGAGAAGCCCUCCCCAAGAUGCUCCGGCAGAAAGGGGUUCCCAUGGAAAGCAUCACUGUUUACCAGAAGAUCCCACAUCCUGGGAUCCAGGAUGCCCUCCGGAGCUACUUCUCCUCUCAGGGCACUCCAGCGAGCAUCACCUUUUUCAGUCCUUCCGGGCUCAGCCACGGCCUCAGCUACAUUCAGGAGUUCUCUGGGGACAGCUUUAGUCAGAUUAAGUUUGCAGCCAUCGGUCCCACCACAGCCCAAGCCCUGACCAGUGCCGGCCUCCCACUGAUCUGCACGGCCGAGAAGCCCUGCCCCCGCGACCUGGCCGCCGGCCUCCAGAAGGCGCUUCGGCCCUAGAGCCCAGCCUUAGCCUCUGGCCACAUCCACGUGCCUUGAGGUCUGGCACGAGAGCCCACGGCCACAGCCGCUCAGGGGGCCUGACAGCCCAGUCGGCACCAUCCGUCCAGCUGCCCAGAGGUGGGCUGGUUCUGUGCCCAGGGACAAGGGAGGGGGCACGGGCGGAUGAAGGCUCCCAGUGGGGGGAAAUGACCCAUUCCGGGUGCCGGCCCGGCGGCGGCACAAUAAAUGUCUGUCACUGGCAGAAACA